UUUUCCAGCAUAAAUAUGUCUGAACUUUCAGAGCCAGAAGGUACUGUAAACUGGAAGGAAAGAUGUUUAACUUUGGAGUCACAGUUAAUGAAAUUUCGUCUCCAGGCAAGCAAGAUCAGAGAACUGUUAGCAGAAAAGAUGCAGCAGCUUGAGAAGCAAGUUAUAGAUGCUGAUCGUCAAGCAGAGAGAGCGUUUCAGCAGGUGCAGAUCAUGGAAGAGAAAUUAAAAGCAGCAAAUGUUCAAACAAGUGAAUCAGAAACCAGGCUGUAUAAGAGAUGUCAAGAUCUGGAGAUCCUGAUACAAGAUAAAAAUGAUUUAAUACAAAAAUUGGAGCAACAACUUGAAGAACAGAAGCAAAUAAGACUGCAAGAAGCAAAAAUCAUAGAAGAAAAAGCAGCUAAAAUAAAAGAAUGGGUGACAGUCAAGCUUCAUGAGUUAGAGGUGGAAAAUCAGAACCUUCGCCUGAUCAACCAAAAGCAAACCAAAGAGAUGAAAACAGUACAAUCUAAACUGCAAGAAGCUACUGGUAAGAAAUCUGUUACUUCAACACAAAAACCUGGAGAGUGUCAGCGACUAAGCAGUUUGACUUUUGGAUGCUUUUCAAAUAGAGCAAGAAGUCCACAACCAUCGCCUAAGCAUGAAGAAACAAGCAAGGUUUCACUUAAAGAGUCAGACUACCCUGAAGGCAAAAACAAGCCAGAGAAGGAUGUCCUGGAAACUACCUUUGCUGGUCCUGUACACGAGACAAAUAAAGGUCAGAAGUCAUUGCAACAGAGUUCCUCUGAGCAGAACAAAAAUGUGAGAGCAAGCUGCUCAUCCAAAGACAUAGACAGUGACAUGUCAAAGAACUCAUGCACUACUGGGAGUGACUGGAGCUCAGAUGAGGAUGGAGGAGACAAUAAAAGACUGAAAUCCAGGUGUGCAUCAACUCUUUCAAGCCACACAUCUGAAAAGAAUGCAAGGUACAGUAGAGUGGAGAGUGAAAUGUAUUUGACAGCAUCUGAUGACAGUAGUUCUCUCUUUGAAGAAGAGGGUUUUGAUGUUAAGAGGACUCAGCAAAAGAAGCUAUACUCAUGGCAGCAAGGGUCCCAAAGAAAAGGCCUGAGCAAUCUGGGUGGAAAGUGCAACUCUGACUUCACAAGGAAAAAGAAAGACCAAGAUAGUUCUUCAGAUGAACUGAAUAAGAAAUUUCAAUCACAGAGGCUUGAUUACUCAUCCUCAUCCAGUGAGACAAACACCCCAAGUCCAAUCUUAACCCCUGCUCUGACACCCAAACACCCAAUUCUAGCAACUUCUGCAGGUUCUCAGUGCACAACUCCAUCCAAUUUUCCCUCAAAUUUGCCACAUCCAAAGUUACGGACCCCUAAUGUCUUCAGUCUAAAUUCAGUGUUAGCAAAGAAACACCUAAGCCAGCCCCAGCUGAGUUCUGACAGAAUGUUUGGUAGAAAUAGAAAUGCCAUAAGCAUGAUCCGUCCAUGGAGACCUCAGGAAACAGACAUAGAUCUGGUGGAUGGAGAAGAGACUGAUAUUUUAGAGAAAAUGGAGAUUGGCUGUGAUGAAGGAGUGUUUACCUAUGACUGCACUGAAGCACAAGAUGCUGAAGCCCAGGAACUUUGUGAUACAAUGAAAAAAGGUACUAGCAACAAACCUCCAACACCUCCAUUGCAUCGAUUUCCUUCCUGGGAAAGUAGAAUUUAUGCUGUUGCCAAAUCUGGUUUAAGGAUGUCUGAAGCCUUCAACAUGGAAUCUCUUAAUAAAAGUGCUGUUUCACUAACUUCAUGCUCUGUAUCUGGAUUAUAUACUUCUCUGAUAUAUAAGAACAUGACCACUCCUGUCUACACCACUUUGAAAGGGAAAGCAACUCAAAUAAGCAACAGCCCAUUUCUAGAUGAGUCGUCAGGAUCUGAGGAAGAAGACAGCUCUCGGUCCAGCUCUCGGACUUCUGAGUCUGAUUCUCGAAGCAGAAGUGGUCCAGGGAGUCCUCGGGCUAUGAAACGAGGUGCAUCUCUGUCUUCUGUGACCUCAGAAAGUGACUAUGCUAUUCCUCCAGAUGCAUAUUCAGUAGAUACAGACUAUUCAGAGCCAGAGCAGAAACUUCUUAAGACCUCAUCCUCAUCUAGUGAUAAUGGAAAAAAUGAGCCUUUGGAAAAAUCUGGAUAUCUGUUAAAAAUGGGUGGUAAAGUAAAGACCUGGAAACGACGGUGGUUUGUCCUUAAAGGAGGUGAAUUGCUAUAUUACAAAUCUCCAAGUGAUGUUAUUCGAAAGCCUCAAGGUCAAAUUGAGCUAAAUGCAUCCAGCCACAUUGAAAGGGGUGAUGGAAAACAAACAAUUCAGCUAACCACAGAGAAACGAACAUACUACCUGACUGCAGAUUCCCCCAACAUCUUAGAGGAAUGGAUCAAAGUACUGCAGAAUGUUCUUAAAAUACAGGCUGCCAGCCCACUCUUCGUACAGUCUGAAAUCAAGCCAACCAUGAAAGGACUACUAACAAAGGUGAAACACGGAUAUUCCAAAAGGGUUUGGUGUACCCUAGUUGGAAAAAUUCUGUAUUAUUUCCGAAAUCAAGAAGACAAGUUUCCUCUUGGUCAAAUCAAGAUUUUUGAGGCAAAGGUUGACGAAGUUGAUAGAUCCUGUGAUUCUGAUGAAGAUUAUGAAGCCAGUGGUCGCAGUUUAUUAUCAACCCAUUACACUGUUGUUAUCCACCCCAAAGACCAAGGACCCACUUACCUUCUUAUAGGAUCCAAACACGAGAAGGACACAUGGCUUUAUCAUCUGACAGUUGCAGCUGGAAGUACCAGUGUAAAUGUUGGAUCUGAGUUUGAACAACUUCUUUGCAAAUUAUUAAAUGUGGAAGGUGAUGCCACUUCUCAAAUUUGGAGACAUCCUACCUUUUGCCACAGCAAAGAAGGAAUUACCUCCCCUCUUACAACAUUGCCAUCAGAAGCCUUGCAAACUGAAGCGAUUAAAUUAUUUAAGACCUGCCAGUUGUUUAUAAAUGCUGCAGUUGACUCUCCUGCCAUUGAUUACCAUGUAUCUUUGGCCCAAAGUGCUUUGCAGAUCUGCCUCACACAUCCUGAACUUCAAAAUGAGAUCUGUUGCCAACUUAUUAAACAGACCAGACGUCGACAUCCACAAAACCAGGCAGGACCAAUACAGGGCUUGCAGCUCUUGGCCCUCUGCGUUGGACUCUUUCUGCCCCAGCACCCAUUCCUUUGGCUUCUUAAACUUCACUUAAAGAAGAAUGCAGAUUCCAGAACUGAAUUUGGGAAAUACGCUAUAUAUUGCCAACGCUGUGUAGAACGUACCCAGCAGAAUGGAGACCGAGAAGCCAGACCUUCCAGAAUGGAAAUCCUUUCCACUCUCCUGAGAAAUCCUUACCAUCACUCCCUGCCCUUCAGUAUUCCAGUUCAUUUCAUGAAUGGCAUAUAUCAGGUUGUUGGGUUUGAUGCUUCUACCACAGUAGAGGAAUUUCUGAACACUCUGAACCAAGAUACAGGGAUGAGGAAACCAGCUCAGUCAGGAUUUGCACUGUUUUCUGAUGAUCCCUCUGGCAAGGAUAUAGAGCACUGUCUUCAAGGAAACAUCAAGAUCUGUGACAUUAUUUCAAAAUGGGAGCAAGCCUCCAAAGAACAACACCCUGGGAAAUGUGAAGGCACGAGGACUGUCCGCCUUACUUACAAAAACAGGCUUUAUUUUUCAGUUCAAGUUCAUGGGGAGACAGACAGAGAGAAGCUGCUGCUAGUGUAUCAAACAAAUGAUCAAAUAGUCAAUGGACUUUUCCCUGUAAACAAAGAAUUAGCAAUGGAAUUGACAGCCCUUUUAGCUCAGGUAGAGAUUGGAGAUUUUGAACGGCCUUUCUCAACUCCAGCAGGGCAAGUCACUUCCCAGUCUAAGUCCAAUCAAACACUAAAGCAAGUUUUGGAGAGAUUCUACCCUAAGAGAUACAAGCAAGGUUGUUCAGAGGAACAGUUAAGACAGCUUUGCCAGCGACUGUCGACAAGAUGGAUGGCUCUCCGUGGGCACAGUGCCGCAGACUGCGUGCGCAUUUAUCUCACCGUGGCCAGGAAAUGGCCUUUCUUUGGGGCUAAAUUGUUUGUGGCAAAACCUCUAGCAACACCCUCAGUUGAGAAGUCCUUCAUAUGGUUUGCUGUCCAUGAAGAUGGCAUAAGCAUCCUGGAUUACAGCUCCAUGCGAUUGACAGUUACAUACACAUAUAAGAGUCUGAUGACUUUUGGAGGCUAUCAAGAUGAUUUUAUGUUGGUUGUUAACAAUGCUCAGACAAAGGACAAAUCAACUGAAAAACACCUUUUUGCCAUGACAAAACCAAAGAUUCUUGAGAUCACUCUACUGAUUGCCAGCUACAUUAACAACUUUCAUCAGCUAAAAGGAGCUGCUCAUCACCUCUCUGCUCCAGCGUUACUGGCGCCUCAAACUGGACAGAAACUCAAGGAAAUGGGGAGCCAGCCACUUCUUGCAAUCAACAGACCAACUAAAUGUCCCACUUUGUUAUGAAAGGAUUAUGUAUCAUGAUAAUGCAUCCUUGUUAGAGGGUUUCUACGUGGACUGCAAACCUUCUGUUGUACAAGAUGUAGAGCAUAAGCAGCUGUGUAAACAAAAGGAAGGUGGACAGGUUUGCAUUCAUUCAAUUGCAUAUAACAGGAGUAGCCCUUUAAUUAAAGCUGUGGCCUGAAUUGGAAAGAUGAUGUGUCAGUUUAAGGGUUAUGAUUUACUGGGGAUUGCCUGUGCCUACAGCUCAGAAAAAAUGUAUCUGUUUAUAGUGAUGGAAAAAGGUGUCAUUGGAAACAAUUGUACACAUCUUAUAGUUUUAUAGAUAUAUAUACUCAGGGACCAAACUGUCUUCAAUUCUUCAUCUCUAUUUUUCAAAAUUAGAUAAUUUGUAUAACUUUCAUUUUGAAAAGGCAUUUUUGUUUAGAAAAGCAGUCAAAUACAAAAUAUUUUCCACUUCCAGUAACCAUCCUUAUUUGCUAUAUAAGUAUCAUGGGACUAAAAGGAAUAAAUCGUGUAUAAUUGUUUCUCCUUUGGAAAAAAAACCCAAAUACAUAAGCACAUCAUGUAACUAUUACAAAUUUAAAGAGUAUUCUCAUGAUACACUCUAGCCUUUGUUAUACAGCUGUUUUACUUGGCAAAUCUUCAGCCUUAGUCACGUAAAUUUCUAAAUAAACUUAUGCUCCAGCCUUUUGAAAAAAAUCUUAAUUGGAUAGGCACUGUAUUUAGUACAGUUUUGUUAAACAAGACUCUGUACCUAAUUUCUCCUUUAAUCCAGAAUAAUAAUAUAAUACAGAUGGCAAGAAUGACUCACAAUUCAAAACACAAGAAAACCAUUGAUUAAAAUGUUGUGAGUAAACUUGGAGACCUAAAAUCCAUGUACAAUAUGUAUAAUGUGUAUACAUUGAGUCAGAAUAAUGUUUACUUCUUGUUUUUAAUUUGUAUCUAUACAUUUCAUAUUCUAAUACUAAUUAAAUGUUCUUGCACACUGAAGAUAUGAUGCUGCAUCUGCACUAUUGAACCUAGGAGCACUUUCCUGUUGCCUUUUUCAGGUGUAGACCUCAGUGCUACAUAGGUCAAAUGCAUAGAAAUUACAUCCACUGUUUUUCUUGUCCUCUCUUUUUUGUUCCAAUGCAAAUAAACCACUUCUGCAGGCUCUGAAAUGGA
Molecule: messenger RNA, 5673 nt
Organism: Parus major (Great Tit)
Lineage: Eukaryota; Metazoa; Chordata; Aves; Passeriformes; Paridae
Gene: PLEKHH2
Product: pleckstrin homology, MyTH4 and FERM domain containing H2
Exons: 29
Coding region: 16-4512 (1498 amino acids)
Biological process (GO): negative regulation of actin filament depolymerization
Cellular component (GO): cytoskeleton; cytoplasm
Molecular function (GO): actin binding
Source: RefSeq, a predicted model, not a curated record